UCUAAACAGAUCACCUGGGUAAGUCGUGCUCUUGGAGGCUUCUCGCGGCUCUCUCCCUGACUCCAUCAGUACAGCCUCUCCCCAGACCCUUGCCUAACUCUGCCUGCCCUUUGCAGUACUCCUUGCCUGCGUGGAAGAUGUCCUGCUCCAGCCUGUGUGCCCCUGUGUGUGGGGUGGCUGCCCCGGCCCCAGUGGCUGACAGCGCCAACGAGCCCUGCGUGCGGCAGUGCCCCGACUCCACCGUGGUGAUCCAACCCCCGGCCACAGUGCUCACCUUGCCCGGGCCCAUCCUCAGCUCCUUCCCACAGCAUGCCGUGGUCGGCUCGGCGGGAAUCCCGGGUGUGGCAGGGGGCUUCGGCGGCACUUUUGGAGGCCGUGGUGGCUUUGGGGGCUAUGGUGGCUUUGGGGGCUAUGGAGGCCUUUUGGGCUAUGGAGGCCUUGGCGGCUAUGGAGGCCUUGGAGGCUAUGGGGGCUAUGGAGCCUUUGGGAGCUGUGGAUAUGGAGGCUGGCGUCGGGGCCACAGGUACCUCAGUGGCAACUGUGGGCCCUGCUAAGCCCACCACUGUCUCCAGCCCCUGGCGAAGGAGAACUCCAGAGCUGCCUCGGAAUGUCA
Cygnus olor (mute swan) is the source of this 613-nucleotide messenger RNA. RefSeq names its product claw keratin-like. The transcript has a single exon. Gene Ontology annotation, molecular function: structural constituent of cytoskeleton. Bases 138 to 554 code for a protein of 138 amino acids. NCBI's taxonomy places the organism in Eukaryota, Metazoa, Chordata, Aves, Anseriformes, Anatidae. The record is from RefSeq and is a predicted model, not a curated record. Gene Ontology annotation, cellular component: intermediate filament.